Molecule: messenger RNA, 1696 nt
Organism: Neocloeon triangulifer
Lineage: Eukaryota; Metazoa; Arthropoda; Insecta; Ephemeroptera; Baetidae
Exons: 5
Coding region: 89-1444 (451 amino acids)
Source: RefSeq, a predicted model, not a curated record
UAAUCCGCUGCCAUCAUCAAUUUGGUGAAAUAAAAACGCCGGUGCACCCAGUGUCCAGCAGUAGUCAUCAGAGAGAGCUCUGCAGAAGAUGGCUUGCAGAACCUCAGCAUUCCUGCUGGCCUUGUGCCUUCUUGGGGCCUUCGCCGAAGAAAAAGUCAAAACUGCAGAAGAGUCUCCUGAACUCAAGCGCGUCGAGAAGAGCGCUGGCUACGGAGGUGGCUAUGGCGGCGGCGGCGGCUAUGGCGGAGGUGGCUAUGGAGGCCAUGCUGCUGGAGGCUAUGGCGGUUCCGCCGGCUACGGUGGUCACGCUGCUGGCGGCUACGGCGGCUCUGGAGGCUACGGAGGUGGUCACGGAGGCUAUGGUGGCAUGAGCAGCGGCUAUGGAGGCCAUGCUGCUGGAGGCUAUGGCGGUUCCGCCGGCUACGGUGGUCACGCUGCUGGCGGCUACGGCGGCUCUGGAGGCUACGGAGGUGGUCACGGAGGCUAUGGUGGCAUGAGCAGCGGCUAUGGAGGCCAUGCUGCUGGAGGCUAUGGCGGUUCCGGUUACGGUGGACACGCUGCUGGAGGCUAUGGAGGCAUGGGAGGAUACGGAGGUGGCCACGGAGGCUAUGGCGGAGGUGGCUAUGGAGGUCACGCUGCUGGAGGUUACGGCGGUUCCGGAUAUGGAGGCCAUGCUGCUGGAGGCUAUGGAGGCAUGGGAGGAUACGGAGGUGCCAAGGGAGGAUAUGGCGGCGGCGGCUAUGGCGGACACGCUGCUGGAGGCUAUGGAGGCGGCUAUGGUGGACACGCUGCUGGCGGUUAUGGCGGUUCCGGCUAUGGAGGUGCCAAGGGAGGAUAUGGCGGCGGCGGCUACGGCGGACACGCUGCUGGAGGCUAUGGCGGUUCUGGCUAUGGUGGACACGCUGCUGGAGGCUACGGAGGCGGCUAUGGUGGUCACGCUGCUGGAGGCUAUGGCGGUUCUGGCUAUGGUGGACACGCUGCUGCUGGUUACGGAGGCGGCUAUGGUGGACACGCUGCUGGCGGCUAUGGCGGUUCCAGUUACGGAGGUGCCAAGGGAGGAUACGGCGGCGGCGGUUACGGCGGACACGCUGCUGGAGGCUAUGGCGGUUCUGGCUAUGGUGGACACGCUGCUGGAGGCUACGGAGGCGGCUAUGGUGGUCACGCUGCUGGAGGUUAUGGCGGUUCUGGCUAUGGAGGACACGCUGCUGGCGGCUAUGGCGGUUCCGGCUACGGAGGUGCUAAGGGAGGAUACGGCGGCGGCGGCUACGGCGGACAUGCUGCUGGAGGCUACGGAGGCGGCUAUGGUGGUCACGCUGGAGGCUAUGGAGGCGGAUACGGCGCGCCGGUAUCUAGCUAUGGAGGUAAGGGCGGCUAUGGCGGCGGUGGAUACGGCGGCAGCUACGGCGGCGCCAAAGGAGGCUACGGUAGCAGCGGCGGAUACUAAACCGCACCACAAGACUCAUGGAUCCCGGUGACAAAUGACUGACGCAACGACUGGACAGCACCAGAGGAUGGCUUUCAACUGAUGCUGAAAACACUCACGCAACCAACAAAACCCCAGUAGUUUAUAGCACCUAAACAUAAUUGAUGUAAAAUUUAUUUUGUGCUCCCUGCCAUUAUUUUCUCAUCAAAAAUUGUUACAUUUUGUAUAGACUGUUUUGAUAAUAAAAUUUGCAAUUUUUGUAGAAAAUACAAA